This is a messenger RNA of Durotheca rogersii, 1248 nucleotides long. RefSeq lists its product as uncharacterized. Gene Ontology annotation, cellular component: nucleus; cytoplasm. Gene Ontology annotation, molecular function: mRNA binding. The record is from RefSeq and is a predicted model, not a curated record. The transcript has 4 exons. Bases 1 to 1248 code for a protein of 415 amino acids. NCBI's taxonomy places the organism in Eukaryota, Fungi, Ascomycota, Sordariomycetes, Xylariales, Xylariaceae.
AUGUCUUCAGAUACCUUCAGUCGCCAAGUUCCCAUCAACGGAACUAUUCAAUCUAAAGUCGCGCCCGGUAUCCAGACGAAUUUGUACUACAUAUUAGUUUCGAAUUUGCCAUGGCAAACUUCUUGGCAGCAGUUGAAGGACCACGUGCGGUCCGUAUGUGCGGUUGAGAGGGUUGAGGUAUUCAACGAAAGCACCUCUGGCUGGGUUUCGGUCUGGGGCCGAGAGAAUUACGACGCGGCUCUCCGUCUGCUUAAUGGAGGUGUCUUCAACGGACGAGCCCUGCUCGCGGAUGGCAAAAAUGCCACGGAAACCAUUAUGAUCAGGGAGCUCGUCAGCCCCUCCAACACCCCCGGUGCUUCAUCAAGGACUCCCCACACGCCGAGAUUCCAAACGCCUCCUUCGGCGCAGUAUUCAUCCGGCACAUCGCCAUUAAUGUCGCCAACUGCUACAGGAUACGGAGAGUGGGCUUCUCCCACAACGCCUUCGCCAUUUGCAGCCACUUCAACAAUGGAAUGCACGUCUUACACGAUGUCAGUCGCUACGCCAUAUGAUUUCCGUGAGAGACCCGGUUGUUAUACCUAUGACACCUAUGAUACAAAGAAGAGCAGCUACCUGGACAAAUCGGCAGCGAUUCCCUCCCCUACGAUGGUCCAACAUCCCUACGAGAGUGCCUACUCACAACAAUAUCGAAUAGGCGACUACAGCUUCUACAGCGGCAUACUCACUGCAGACCCUGCGGCGAAUGGCUCCUCCGAUACUAUAAUUCCUACGAGGCAACGCAAAAUUAUUAUAAAGCAGCUCCAGCCUUGGGCGACUCUCAACCAGGUACAGGAUCUCGUCCGAAAGAAAGCCGGGUCCGACGCUGAUAAAAUUCAGCACAUCGACCUACCGCUUUCAGAGAGUCAAGGAUUGAAUAGGGGUUACGCCCUCAUCACGUUUCAGAGUGAGGAAGUAGCCAGCAAACUCAUCCGAAGACUUAACGAUUACAAGUUCGAGGGUCGCUCACUGAGGGUCGACUAUACCAAGGAGGGCGUAUCGGAAAAUGAAACGGUACGCUCCCGGGCCUCUGGGCCGAAGGAGCGGCGAGAGGAUAAGGAAAGGAAGGAGAAGAAGGAGGGCCACCCCCGAGGAUCAAAUUCCAACGACAAGAGGGCCAAGUCCCACAAGUCAACUGUUGUCAUUGCCCACGGUUCCUCCUCAUCUUCGAAGAAGUCUGAUGCGAAGGAGAAGUCUAACAAGAGACACUAG